AUGGCCGCCCAAGGCUCUGCAACCAGAGGAGCUGCGCACAGCGAUGCGACCAGUCCUGCAAGUGAUCUUAGCACCGAUGCAUUCCGCGGAGGAAUCAAAGCUGAUCUCCUUGGCGCUCUGUCGGAGAUCAAGGCCUCUGGCUCCUUUGCAUCAUUCCGACCCUUGGUGAGACCGCCGGAUUUCGGCUUGAUCGUUGACGGCGUUGGACCUGUGAGCAUAACCAAUGACCUGCACGAGGCUCAGGCCAAGCAGAUGAUCGCACAGGCUGCACGGGCCCCCUAUGGAAAGGGCAGCGAGACAAUCGUGGAUACCGCAGUCAGAAACACCUGGGAACUGGAUCCCCAGCAAUUCAGAUUCUUGGAUAACAGGUGGCAUAACUAUGUCCAGACAUUAUGUGCCCAGGCUGCUCUGGAUUUGGGUAUCAAUACGACCAUCAGAUGCGAGAUCUACAAGAUGCUCAUCUACGAACAGGGAGCAAUGUUCAAGCCACACACAGACACCGAGAAAAUCCCUGGAAUGUUUGGGACGCUUGUCAUAAGCUUACCAUCGCCUCAUACCGGUGGUGACGUGGUCGUGAAGCAUUGCGGCGAGAAAAAAGUGUUCAAAACAUCGCAGGCUGAACACUCAUUCAUCUGUUGGUAUUCUGAUGUCACGCACGAGGUUCUCCCCGUCACGUCAGGCUAUCGCUGGGUCCUCACCUAUAAUCUGGCCAUUGACACUUCCGUCGUUCCACCCUCAGCUGCGCUGCUACGGUCAAACAUCCAUUCGCUCCGCCACACCCUCCGAAGAUGGCUUCAGGACCAGUCUGCAUCCGAGGAGCAUCAGGCUCUCUACCACGUUCUUGACCACGAGUACACUCAGGCAAAUAUCCGCCUGUCGAGUUUGAAAGCUCGCGAUCUGGCUCAAGUGCGCGCACUGCAGGAGGCGUCGAACAGUGUUCCCUUCGAGAUUUUCCUUGCGCUUUUAGAGAAGGAGGAGAGAGGUAAUGUUGAGCAGGAUUAUUCCUACGACCGAGGCUACGGUCGUCGCCGCUACGGUGGCUACUACGAUGAUGACGAUGAUGAGAAAGAGGAAGAGGAAGACGAGGGCUAUCAUCACAUCACAGACGUCCUUGACCAGCGCUAUACCAUCAAGACCCUGGUUGAUUUCGAGGGCCGGGUAGUUGCGGAGAACAUGUCCUUUGAAGAAGAGGAUCUUCUCGAAGAGGACUGUUUCGACGACAUGGAAGGUGAGGAGGAGUACGAGGGUUUCAUGGGCAACUGGGGGCCAACAGCAACUCAUUGGUAUCGGAUGGCAGCCGUCGUUAUCGUUCCAAAAGUUUCCGUCGUGGAUUUUUUGAACUGUGAUCAACCUUCCCAGCUCUCGCACGCCAAUGUCCAGUCCCUGAUCUCCUAUUGGGCGUACAGGAGCGAACACGCUGCAGCGCCCAAUAAUGACAUUGCCAUGGUAGAGAGGCUCUGUGACAGGGUAUGGAGCCGUUACCUUGAGCCAGACAGGCGAAGAAACGGCUUGCCCAGUUUGACCGGUUUGACCAGUUUGCCCGGCUUGCCCAAUCCGCCGUUUGAUGGAGAAACAGUAGGCAAUGUCCUGAAAGCCGCUCUGCAUCUUCAGCGCUAUGAUCUUUUUGAGCGAAACGCAUCACGCCACUUGGGCCUGCUCCCAACUGCUUUCUAUACUUGGGCGGCAAAUUCUGUCCACGCAUCCAAUAAUGAUGACAAUCACGUUGCUCAAAAAUUUUCGCUUCUUGAAAAAGGGCUAUCGGCAUCGAUCCUCGGCUAUGGAUCGCUGACAACGCAGUUGUUGGCCGUGCACAAUUUCACCUCUGUGGCGCACUCUAUAUUCCCUGGCCCUGCGACCUCCAAAAGUCUCAUGUCUGUAAGCGCUUGGGCUCGCCAAACGUUGAAAGCCUGCUUGGAGGAAAGGCUCCCUAAGCCACUGACGUCCAAGGACGGGGAAGCCUUGUGUGGCAUCCUACUUUAUUUCGAGGACCCUACCGAGUUCUUCUCAAGCUCUGUUACACCGAUAAUAAGAGAGAGGCGUGAUGUGCCGGCGUUUUACCUGGGUUUUCUACGCAGUCUCAAGAAGGACAUGGUCUCGCAACCGAAGCUGUCCGAGAAGGGACCGUCAACGUAUAGAGAUGUGGCUAAACUAUUCCUCUCCUCGGUUGAGUUUCCAGCUCUUAAAGUGCAGCCAAGUGAGCCGGACGACGCCAGAAGGUUUCGCCAGGCCCGUAACGGUGGAGCAGCCGAAUCUGGUGAGCAGACAAUUGUAACUGGCAUUGAAAUAGUCGCAUUCCUUGGCUAUAUUCUCAACCUCGAUUCUGGCGAUUUGAUGGCCUCUUUUGCGUCUAGGUUCGUUGAGCAAGCCUCGAAACUUCCAUCCACGUCGUUCAGUCUGUGGAUCCCCGUCUUUCUCAGUCUCAUUAGAAUGCUCGUCAAACGUGAGAUAUCGCUCGAGACUCCCAUGUACCAGCAGCUGUUCACAAAGUUCUUCCACGCGCUCCUCAACAACUUCGUGAAGCGCCAGCCCUCCAAGGACGCCUCUUUAUCUCGGCCCGGUGUACCAUGCAGAUGCGCCGACUGCACUCAUCUAAACCAGUUCCUCUCCAGCGCUACACAGCGAGUUGGCCGGUUUCCCGUUGCUAAGAAGCGGCGUCAACACCUACACAACCAGAUCGAUCGUCAUCGGAUCGACUGCACCCAUGAGACAGAGCGCGUUGGCAGCCCCCAGACACUCAUCGUGACGAAGGCGAACAAGCAGAAUGAACAGGCGCGACGUAACUGGAAAAUUCGAUUUGAAUGGGCGCACAAGGUGCUGGGCGACAUUGAUCAGGCCCAGCUUCUCCAGCUCCUGGGACAGGAGUACAGUGCCAUCACGCAGAUGAAGCACCUCAUCGUCGACACGGAGCCGCAAUCCACUGCACGGGCGUCUUCGACAUCGCUCGCAGGCACGAAGCGAAAGAACCCCACCGUGAUUGAUUGA
Molecule: messenger RNA, 2982 nt
Organism: Clonostachys byssicola
Lineage: Eukaryota; Fungi; Ascomycota; Sordariomycetes; Hypocreales; Bionectriaceae
Source: the annotation of a GenBank genome assembly